AAUUGUCUCUUAUUGAUGCAAUAAAAAGCAUGGAUACUUACUGUAGUCUUAAUGACUCAAUCAUUGGAAUAAUAAAAAAUGCAGACGUCAAUCCAGAGGUAGAAAAAUUGAUACAAUUUCUUGAAAAUUCAAUGCUUUUCAUACCAAUUGGUUAUUUUAAAAAUUGUCACUUACCAAAAGGUGCACAAGAAUUGAAAGAAGAAAUUACAGCAACUGAAGAUGGACUUAGUGAAGAUGACAUAAUUGUUGAUAUUGCAGACUCUGGUUAUGAAAGAGCUAUAAAAGAAUCUAUGUAUUAUAUCAGUUCUGAUGGCACUGUAAAACAAUGGACUACAGAAUGGCAAAAUCCACCACCCGAUGCCUUCCCUGCUCCAUGGCGUGUAUUUUAUACAAAACACAACAAAGAGCUGGUUGCUAAAAUGAAGAGAGGGUUAAGGAAGGUGAUUGAAGAAAGGAGUGGAUUUGUGGAUACAUAUGACAAUGAAACUGAUAUUGAUUUUAUCCCCCCAGAAGAGGACCCAGCUGCCCCCCCACAAUGAUUAAAAUAAUAAUUACAAACAAUAGAUAAUAGUUUGGCUACAUUAGGUAGUAGUACAUGUACAUGCAUAGUGCAUGUACAUGUAUAGAAUAGUUACCCAACCUUAUUUUGUUUGAGAUAUUGUAAUACUGCAA
Amphimedon queenslandica is the source of this 672-nucleotide messenger RNA. RefSeq lists its product as uncharacterized. NCBI's taxonomy places the organism in Eukaryota, Metazoa, Porifera, Demospongiae, Haplosclerida, Niphatidae. The transcript has 7 exons. Bases 30 to 539 code for a protein of 169 amino acids. The record is from RefSeq and is a predicted model, not a curated record.